Molecule: messenger RNA, 216 nt
Organism: Rhizoctonia solani
Lineage: Eukaryota; Fungi; Basidiomycota; Agaricomycetes; Cantharellales; Ceratobasidiaceae
Product: mediator of RNA polymerase II transcription subunit
Exons: 2
Coding region: 1-216 (71 amino acids)
Source: RefSeq, a predicted model, not a curated record
AUGGAAACCAAGGUCCAGCCUCAAUUUUUCCAACAAGCACCUGACAAGGCACAACAGAUGGAUGAUCCCUGGUUGGAGCAAGACAAGUACAGUGCCAAGCCAACAAAAGAUGCAAGAGUAUGGAAGGUAUAUGUGAAGGAAGCUGACAUGUUGGAUGCAGAGCUUGUUGAUGGCUGGAACAAGCAAGCAACUCAGCUAACUAAUGAUCAUGACUAA